This is a messenger RNA of Molossus molossus (Pallas's mastiff bat), 1931 nucleotides long. Its product is annotated as HLA class II histocompatibility antigen, DO alpha chain-like. The record is from RefSeq and is a predicted model, not a curated record. Gene Ontology annotation, molecular function: MHC class II protein complex binding. The coding region runs from base 57 to 797 and encodes 246 amino acids. NCBI's taxonomy places the organism in Eukaryota, Metazoa, Chordata, Mammalia, Chiroptera, Molossidae. The transcript has 5 exons. Gene Ontology annotation, biological process: antigen processing and presentation of exogenous peptide antigen via MHC class II; immune response; peptide antigen assembly with MHC class II protein complex. Gene Ontology annotation, cellular component: MHC class II protein complex; membrane.
UAGUUCCUUUACCCCCGCACCCACCGGGACUUAUUUGGUUAACGUACCUGAGAGCAAUGGUCCUCAGUGGGGCGCUGGUCCUGGGGCUGCACACCUUGAUGACCCUCCUGAGACCCGGGGGAGCUGGGGACAUCAAAGCUGACCACAUGGGCUCCUAUGGGCCAGCCUUCUACCAGUCCUACGGUGCCUCGGGGCAGUUCACCCAUGAGUUCGACGGGGAACAGCUGUUCUCUGUGGACCUGAAGAAGAGGGAGGCUGUGUGGCGCCUGCCUGAGUUUGGCGACUUCACCCACUUUGACCCGCAGGGGGGGCUGGCCAGCAUUGCAGUGAUCAGAGCCCACCUGGACGUGUUGGUGAACCGCUCCAACCGCACCCGAGCCACCAACGUGCCUCCACGGGUGACCAUACUCCCCAAGUCUCACGUGGAGCUGGGCCAGCCCAACGUCCUCAUCUGCAUCGUGGGCAACAUCUUCCCCCCUGUGAUCAAUGUCACCUGGCUGCGCAAUGGUCAAACAGUCACCGAGGGCGUGGCCCAGACCAGCUUCUAUUCCCAGCCUGACCACUUGUUCCGCAAGUUCCACUACCUGCCCUUCGUGCCCGCGGCCGACGAUGUGUACGACUGCCGGGUGGAGCACUGGGGCCUGGACGGGCCGCUCCUCGGGCACUGGGAGCCCCAGGUGCCUCCCCUGCCGCCAGACGCCACAGAGACCCUGGUCUGUGCCCUGGGCCUGGCCACUGGCCUGGUGGGCAUCAUCCUCGUCAUCACAGGCACACGUUUGUCCAGUGCCCCCAGGUAAUGACUCCUCUGAGAGAAAUGGAUUGUGGGAGACUCCUAUGGAUUCUUCGAAGUUUCUGGCAGCCCUUGCAUGCUCCCUGCCACGGUCCUGGUACACCGCCCCGGUGCUGACUUUGAAUGGGAUCAACCUGUGUCCCAUAGGUCUGCUCCUGCUUGUCCCCAGUACUCAUGGCAGGAAUUGUGAGGACACCAACUAGAAACUCUUCCCGCCCCCAACACACACACAUGCACUCACACAUAUACAUGCAUACACACACAUGCACACAUACAUGCAUUCACACACACACACACCUGCACACACACUUUUUUGCUCUACCCAAAGCUCUGGCUAGCAGCAAUAAAUUCAGUAGUGAUGUUUGCACUGUAUCCUUUUACCAGUUCUUGGCCAAUUCUCUCAGGGUGUGAGGAAUGCUAGGACUUGGAAGAGGGGAUUCUGGGUGCUGACCACUGAGCAUGGCCUCCUGGUACUGGGGAUUGGCAGUUACCCGCAGGCUGGUCCAGCUAUGACUUGCUUCAUUUGACUCAUCAGUUCAGGGCCCACUGUGUGUCACUUGUAAAUGGGCUAUUUCACAAGGACUUCAAGACCUUUGCCUCCAGAAUUCAGAUUCCCCUGAAAGGGAUGCAGAGACUCUGUUCGUUGCAAUGCCCACAAACCAACACCAGUUCCGAAGGGCACGGGGAGAGCAAAGGUUCAUGAGAAUUCCAUUCUUGUCCAGAUUCACUCUGUGAGGAAGGGGCCACUGGUGUCUCGCCAUGGUCUACAGCGUUAUCUUCUUUUUCUGCAUUCCCUAAAGAGUCAUAUGCUUGACACAGAGUGUCCUGAGGCGGGACUCAGACGGCUACUUCCUCAACCUGGGUCACGCAUAUCAGUUAGGAGGGGAGCAGAGCAAAUGGCAGGCGUCUGGUAAGGGGGUUAGUCUAAGAGAGAUCCACUUGAACACUCUAAAUGGUGGUCUGGAAGAUGUUGGUUUACUGUGAACGAAAUAAAAAGUACACACCGAGAGAUCAGUAACCAUCCCAACUAGUUUACGUGCAGUAUCGAAUGAGUAGUAUGGAGUGGUGGUUUCACACCAGAGUGAACAUAAGAGAAUCACUUAGGAGCCCUUUAAAAAGUGCAGGCUCCACCCAGACCUGC